CCUUCCCGUACCAAUUUCAUAACCUUGGUUCAACAAAUCAAUCACCUACCGUUCUUUGGCUAUGUAUACGUAAAUUAAACAAGAUUCUUCUCUUUUAAGUCAUAAGAGAUCCAUUUAAAAGAGAUUUACUAUUAAUAUUCUCAUGAGAUAAUGAAAUGACUUAUUCAAGACUUUUUUUUUUAGAGUGAAAGUUCUAGUACAAUCAUCAAAUAUAUUUAAAAAUUUUGACAAAUCUUAGCUUAGGCACAAAACUUUUUUCUUUUUCUUUUUUUUUUUUUUAAAAAAAAAAAAAAAAAAAAAAAAAAAAAAAAAACACUUCUUUGCAACUUGUUAUUAUUAAUAAUCUUAAUGGCCCACAUUUUUCUAACCACAAAAUACAACUAUGCUGCUAUAAAUGUGACCUCCCAAGAGCUGUUUCAUUUCAUAGGUGUUAAAAACAGUUGAAUCAAAAUAUAUAUUGUCAAAAGUCCAAUACACAAAACUAUAGCAUAUAAUUCUGUUCAUUCUUAUAUUAUAGUUUUAGAGUAUAUAUAGAUUCAUAUAACAUACAUGGAUGAUUCUAUGAGCUCCACAAAUUACAUGAUCAACCAAUCUUUCUCUUCUACACCUGAUAAUUCUUCUGAAGAAAGUGGUUGGACUUUUUACUUUGAAGAUUUCUUAGCCAACAAUAAUAAUAAUCAUAACAUGGAUACUCAUGAAGAUUAUAUUGCUUACACUUCUUCUGGUUAUCAAAACUCUUCAAUGGUCUCAGAUGCAGCCGCCAUGAGAAAGCAUGGGAGCAGUAAAAAAGUUUCCAAAAAUAGAAAGAUUACUGCUAAAACUUUUGUUGAUGAAGAUUUAGAAGAUACUGCUAGCUCACCUGGUCAUAGUCCUAAGGUUAAUGAUCUGAACCACUUGUACAUGAAGUCAAAAGAGUUAGGUCCUCAAGAUGUUUGCAAGGCACAUAAUUCCAACCAUUUUCAUCAAAUGGACCAAACGAAGAACAAGUACAACAGCUCUUCUCUGGAUAAAGGACAAGCUUCACAGCAUGCAGGAGAAGGCAUUGAUAUGGGUUUUCUAGAGACACAACUGAGGAGAAAAGGACUUUGCUUAGUUCCAAUGUCUAUGUUAUUAAAUCAACUUAGUUGAGAUAUUAAAUUAUCAGGCCUAGUUUGUCAGAAUAUAUAGCUUCCUCUUCAUGUAAUGUAAUGUAAUUAUGUAAUGGAUGAGUAGGGGUGAACAAAAAUGGGAUUAUUUCUCUCCAAACGAUCGAUGGGGGAAUUAGGAUUCAGAAUGAAAAUCCAUUAAGCCAAAGGUCUUAUUUACUAUGUGUAAAAUGUAAAAAUUAGCUAGGUCUCAAGUCGUACUAUUUAAAAUUUAUUUUCCUAUAUAAUAAUUCUCUAUUCUUUA
This is a messenger RNA of Beta vulgaris subsp. vulgaris (sugar beet), 1389 nucleotides long. RefSeq lists its product as hypothetical. Gene Ontology annotation, biological process: xylem development. Lineage: Eukaryota; Viridiplantae; Streptophyta; Magnoliopsida; Caryophyllales; Amaranthaceae. The record is from RefSeq and is a predicted model, not a curated record. The transcript has 4 exons. Bases 550 to 1128 code for a protein of 192 amino acids.